Molecule: messenger RNA, 5113 nt
Organism: Drosophila ficusphila
Lineage: Eukaryota; Metazoa; Arthropoda; Insecta; Diptera; Drosophilidae
Product: (E3-independent) E2 ubiquitin-conjugating enzyme UBE2O
Exons: 9
Coding region: 325-4554 (1409 amino acids)
Source: RefSeq, a predicted model, not a curated record
UUGCGCCACCGUUAGUAACACUGUACAUUUUUUUGUUUGUAGAUUUUUGGCUGUUUUAUUUAUAGUUUUCCUCUAAAGAAGUUUGCAAUAUUAGCCAAGCACAUUGGUAGCUUCGUCCAGCUCGUAAAUUGUGUGUCGUCGGAAACACAGAUAUAGAUUUAUAUACACGUAUAUAUGUAUAUUUGUAUAGAUAAUUAGAGAACAUUUACUGCCGUAAUAACUGUUAGUUGGCGACCAAUUAAAGUGGAGGGGCAUACAGUACGGCAGGAAAAAGUACGGGCACUGAUUUCGGGCCUUCCAUGUUCCCAGUUCGCCAUUGGUAACAUGUUGAGCGAUGUGGUGGGUGCUGCCGGUCCUGGUGGCGCCCCAGAUCACCAGGAACAGGAGCAACAGCACGAACAGGAAGAGAGUGCUGCGCAGACACCGCCGGUAGAGGAUCCACCUCCAUCCGUACAGGAGCAGCCAAAGACCCCAUCGCAGGAGACCCGCCAUCCGCCGAGUUCCCAUUCCCGGCGGUCAGGCGGUGGUCAGGCACCAUCCAAGAACCAGUCGGGCAACAACGAGUGUCAGUUCUUCUUCGAGGACGAAGUAUUUCGCAUCGAUAAACGGGGUCGCGUCCAUUUCGGGGUGGUUACCGAGACGGCGGAGUCCUAUUCCUCCGACGAGGAUGAGGAGAUGGACGAGAUGCUGUCCAAAGGCGAGGUGCGCGUGGCCUUCUAUCCGGACGGCAAGGAAGUGGUUCACUCAGAACAGGCGAUUGGUCUGGCAGAUCGAACGCUUAUGCCAGGUGAUGUGGUGCGAAGGCGUUUACCGGGACAAAAGGAUCUGGUUGGACAGGCGGGCUACGUGCGGGAUGUUAGUGUGCGCGCCGAUGUCAAGGUUAUUGGGGCAAAGUUGGUCAUCAAAAACGUACCCGCAGAACGUUUGCGACCCAUCUCCGACUGGACCCGGGACGUGGCCGUUUGUCUCGGCACCUGGAUAGGCACAACCAUUUACGUGGACGAGUGUGUCGUGCUCAAAUCUGUAAAUGGCGGCCGUUUGGAGAUCACCUCCAACGAUUUCCUCAAGUUCAAGGAUGCAGUGGUCCCAAGUUCCCACGAGGUCUUCAAUCCGAAUAUCUACUUUCCUGGUAACAUGGUCGUCGGUCGCUUGCCUGCCCCGGAUCGCUACAAGAACCUGACUCCGGACAUCCCCCUGCAAGUCAGUCGCAGGGGUCGAGCAAUGUACACCGUGGAAUCCAUUCGGACUUCAUCCAUUAAUGUGGCUUGGACCUGCCGGGCCAUUUCCCAGUUCGACAAUGCAACCGAUAUCGAUCCUUUAAAGCAGCCAAAGACCACUAUUAAGGGUGAGGAUUUGAACAAUGUCAAACGCCUCAACAUCUACGAAUCCUGCGUUCUGCAAAUUCAUGAUCGAUUCUACCUCAAAUAUUCAAAAUGUGAUUUACUAAUUAAACAAACCGACUGGGAAGAUGAACAAGCGGAAAAAUACCUGCCCAUUUACAACAGCCAGAAAAAAAUGGAGCGCAAGAGCAGCAAGCUGAACUCAUCCCCUUCGAGCAGUGGCAAUGCCCGAAAUGUACCGAAGUUCCGCCGGCUGGCCAACAAAUUUAGUGGAAUGAGACUGCCUCGUCCAGCCAUCGACCAUACUCAAAGGCCGUAUGAUCGCAGUAAAGAGGAGAUGUCAUCGGAUGAAGAGGAGGAAGAAGAGCCAAUUCAACCCAUUGAAAAUGAAGCCAGGGAUCCAGAGUCUAUGCCCACAGCUUCCACAGCCGCUGCAUGUGCAGGUGCCGCUGCAAGCGCAGGUGCCACUGGUGGCGCAGGUGGUGCAUGUGCUGGUGCCCAAGCGCCCAAAGUAACGAUGCGAGCUGCCAAGCGGCGGCAUAUGAAGAAGAAAAUGCGCACUGUGAAGAAAAUGAUUACUUCUCCCUUUAGCAAAAAGGAACUUGCUCCCAAGGACGGCGACGAGAUCGUUGUGGAGACACUGGUCGUGUAUAGUACGGUUACGGUCGUCUGGCAGGAUGGCUCGGUCGAAACGGGUAUUCCUUCCACCCAACUGUAUCCCAUCCAUCAUUUGGACAACCAAGAGUUCUUUCCCGGCGAUUUUGUGAGUAAGGCCAACGAGAACAGCACGGGAGCCACCGACUACGGGGUGAUUCAGUGCGUCGACCAUGACGAACGCAUUGCCAAGGUCAUGUGGUUCAACAUCUAUUCCCAUGUCGACAAUCCAAUUCCGGUCUGCAAAGAAGUAGAGGAGCUCAGCGUUUACGACUUAAAGGACCACUCUGACUACCAAUAUCGACCCGGUUCUAUGGUUAUCCGAGUGUCAAACUUCACGGGCGAAAACGUUGACUCAACUGCCGGCCAGGUGAUAGACAACUACCCCGAUGGACGGGUGCGAGUUUGGUGGGCCAAGGGCCACAUCACCAUGUGCUAUCCGCAGGAUCUGUUCGAGAUCAAUCAUAAUGACCAGGAGCAUGAUCCCUUCGAAUCGGAUGGGUCAGAAGACUCGUGGGAGACGCAGUCGGAGAACAGUCGUGUGGGAUACAAUUUAAGCCUGUCUACUGAUGUGGAAAACGAAGAUCUCAUUCUAAUGGGAAUUUACUACGCAACUGAGGCAAUGAAAAGGUUGGAGAAGAUUUUCCGUAUCCUGCCAGCAAAGGAAAAACCUGAUGUGAUUCUCGAUCUGAUGUCUGUGUACAAAAACUGCCGGUGCCUGGACACAAAGCUCGCUACAAACUUUUUCCACGAAGACCAUUUCCAAGGUAUUGUGCGUUGCAAGCCCUUAAAAAUCGGUUGCUUAGCGGAUGCGGAAACGGAGGCGCCUGCAGAGGUGUUACCCAUCACGACUAGAGUUUCACCAAACAUCAAGCUAGAACUGGACAAUAUUGUUAAUUCAGCUGCGAUCCAGUCUUCAUCGACGCCCACCAAGCGGAAGUCUUCAACGGAAGUGGACGAGGUUCAGUGCAAAAAGAGCACUGAUGAGGUUAUGGAGGAAGAAGAGGAAGAUGGAGCAUCACUGGAUCAACCUCAUCAGAAGGUUUCGCUUACUGAGAGUGAGAAAAAACUAACCUUAACCCAGCUACUGAAGAAGUAUCGCAGCGAGUACAAGGAUUUAAUCGGUCAAGCAAUGGAAAGCAUGGCCAAAGCUUUCGAGAGUCGCACCAAGAAUGAUUCAGGUGUCCAUUCGCGGGGUGAAAACAUCUCGGAUGAUUCAAACAAUCCAGACAACGAUAAUAAAGUGGUGAAGGCGGUGUUCCCAAAGCAGGAAGAGAAAAAACCCAAGGAGGAUGCCUACGUAAUUGAACUGAUAGCCAAGCGCGAUGCGGAUGUUUGCGAGGUCUUCUGUUUUUUGAUCAAGGAGCAAAUGGCCAAGUGCCGAGCAGUGGUCGUUGAAAAGCUUUCCAAGGCAAAACACGUACUAAAGGAUGAGCUGAUAAGCGACUGUGAGGAAGCCAUCGAAGAGGACAACAAUGAUUUGAAGCCAGCGGAAGAUAAGGAAUGUCCAAUGGCAGAUGAUGAUGCUAUGGAACAACCGUUGAAUCUGAAUGCCCUGUCCGAGUCGCUGCCACCCAUUGAUAGCCCCAUGGCCAGCUCCUCGCCCUCUCGUUGUGAAAUUCCUGUUACGCCGCCCGUGUGCGAAAACUGCUUUCAAGUUCUGCCCAAUGCACCGGCUGCCCAUCACUACAUCGGCAACCAGAUAAUCCCGAUCAACAAGGCGCACUAUCAGCGGUCUGUUAAGCGGGAAUACACCAUGCUGCAGGCCUCUCUUCCCCCCGGAGUGAUUGUGCGCGCUUACGAAGAUCGCAUGGACCUCAUGUCCGUAAUGAUGGUGGGUCCGCAGCGCACGCCCUAUCAGAACGCCCUGUUCUUCUUUGACUUUCAAAUGGGUCGCGACUAUCCAAAGAGUCCGCCGGUGUGUCACUACAUAAGCUAUUGCACGGAGCGCCUGAAUCCCAACUUGUACGAGGAAGGCAAGGUGUGUGUAUCGCUGCUGGGAACUUGGUCUGGUCGCGAUAGCGAGGUGUGGUCCUACAGCAGCACCAUGCUGCAGGUGCUCGUCUCCAUACAGGGACUCAUACUGGUCGAUGAGCCCUACUAUAAUGAGGCGGGCUACGAAAAACAAAGAGGCACCCAGCUGGGCAAUGAGAACUCUCGUGUUUACAAUGAGAUGGCCAUCAUAAAAAUUGCUCACUCCACUGUUAAGCAGCUGCAGAAUCCGCCACUCAUCUUCCGCAACGAACUUAUUGAGCACUUCAAGGAGUUUGGCAGUGAACUGCAUGGCCGCAUGCAGGCCUGGUCAGAAUAUUCGGCAGAGGCCCAGCGCCAGCAUAUAACUAGCAUCAAGGACAUGCCCGCCGAUUACAAGGCACCCUGCGAACUACCCGAGUUUCCCCUACUUCCCUGCAGUCGUGGCUUUUGCAUAGCGGUCAAGGGCGUUUUGGGUCAACUUCAUAGCGAACUGACCGCCUUGGGAGCGAAUUUAAAAACUACAGAGCGAAAUGGCAUCGCGGCGGGAACGGGAACUGCGCCGCGUGCAGCUCCGGAGGAGAUCUGAGUGCAGCUUGUUCUGCCCAGCCCAAGCCUGUGAAAAUGGUGCCUAUCAGAUAAAUCACAAGACUUUUGCCGCCCGCGCUUGGGAGUCUGAUCUGGCCCUUGGCAAGGGGCAGCGUUUUAUAGCCACUAUCGAAUCUCGAAUUUUUCUCUACUCUUAUUGCUGGCAAACAGCCUUUUAGUUAAACGAAAUUUCAUAAAAAAACAUAUAAAAAAAGCAAAUUAUAUAUAAAUAUAGCGCGCAAGUAAAAUGAAAAUGGUAUAAUAGAUACGGCUAUUGUAAUGCCAGUCGGUCAGUUUUAUCUAUUUUUAGUUGUUAGGCCAGCAAACAAGUUAAUCAAUUCUCGUUGUAUUUAUUGUGUUGUUCCGAUUAUUGUGAACGCUGGCCUACACGAAUCUUUGUUUAUGCUGUCGCCGUCAUGUUGUAGUAGGCAUUCCACUAGAGCUUAGCUUAGUUAGUUCACCUUCUCCCGUCCCCGAAUCCGCACUAUGUACGUAAUAUUGUAAGCUAGCCAAUGCGAAAAAUGUGAAUAAAUUACCAAUUUUAUUUAUUAUGCCUCCAA